AUGACCGAGCCCAAGGUCCGGGUAAAACCAUGCGACGAAGAAGAAGCGACACCGGAGCGGAUCGCAAUCGAGGGACGCGGACCGGAAGGGGACGACGUCCAAACAAAUGCGACAACCACCGACAAAGAUGACCGGGAGGACGAAGCCUCACAGCGCUUGGAGAAGACCUCUCCGACGCGAGAAAAAAAUGACCAAGUGAGCCAGGACGAGCCAGAAACCCAGGUUGACCAACCGGAGAAAGGAGAUCAAAGAGGCGAGGUACCACUACCCCAGGCGGAACAGGAGGAGGAACCGCCAAUCCUCACACGCCACGAUGAGGUGACAGUGAUACUGCGGCCGGCAGACAUGGCAUCCAUCAUUAUGGAGCCAAUUACGGAUGAUGAACUGGAAAUCACGUUCCAGAACACCCCAGGCACAGCCAAAACGACGGCAGCCACGGUGAAAGAGGAACGAGUGGUGGAGGGCAUGGAGGAGCCCACACGACAAUCGGAGACGCAGCCACCGACGCCGAGAAAAAGGAGGCGUCCGAUCGGCGAUCAGGUGGGCGUAGAGUUUAAAGUAGAUGAUAAUAGCCCGCUAGCCAUCGAGCUACGACGGGAAGCGAACCGCCGACAGGCGUUCCGCGAUGACGAGCUCACGCCAGAGCAACACCGUUUCUGGGAGGAAUGGGAUGCGAGUAUAAGACACAUCCGGGAGCGAGACCCAUGGGGGAGCCCACGCUCCACCUUCUCGGAGGCGGUGGCCAAAAGGCCGGAGAACUUUGGCAGCCCACCAAGAGAAGGCAGAACAGAGGACGGGCCGAGGCCACGAGCGUCAUCCCACGACGCGGAGCCAUUAGUCGCGAACAGGGGUGAGCGAAAAGGGGAGGCAGACCGGCGCAGGGACCGCGAGAAGCGACGACGCCGCGACGGGUGCUCGACAAAGGGCCGCACCCGCACGGACCAGCCCAGGAGCCAAGGAGGACGCUUCGCCACGAAGGGCGAAAAGAAGCAGCGGGCCUAA
Messenger RNA from Trachymyrmex cornetzi, 1002 nucleotides. RefSeq lists its product as uncharacterized. The record is from RefSeq and is a predicted model, not a curated record. Lineage: Eukaryota; Metazoa; Arthropoda; Insecta; Hymenoptera; Formicidae. Bases 1 to 1002 code for a protein of 333 amino acids. The transcript has a single exon.